GCGGCAGGUUGACAACUUUGAACGUCGGCAAUGUGUUUUUCGGUGCACGUGUAUUUUGAUAUUACGUUUUGGAAUACUUUAAUUGUUGAAUUAUUGAGUUGGAAUUUUACAAAUUGCUUGGAAAAUGUUUCCAAAUUGUUAACAGAAAUAGGUUAUCGCCCGAAUAGAAUAUUUUUCUGUAAUUAGUGCAAUGGGGAAGAAAAAGGGAAAUUCAAGUAAGUCAUCGCCAGCAGGGAAGAAGGCAAAAUUUGUGACGACCAAGGGUCUAGAAGAAACGAUCGACGUUCAGAAUCAGAUAUCAUCGCUCUGUUUGGAUCAGACGAUGGAUUCCUGCAGGGAAGAAAUGAUAAUGGAUGAGAUUAAACUGCUGAGAAAACAAUUACUUGAAAGUCCAGGACGUGCACUGGAUAUAGUUUCAAACUGUACGAGAAAUCCUGCUCUGCUGACCGCGGCCCUGGAUGGAUUGAUUGACUAUGAAGACUGCAUAGCUGUGAUAAUUAUUUUGGGAAAGUUGAUUCUGUCUUAUCCAUCAGCUUCGAGAUUUGCAGAAGCAUAUCUGACUCGUCAUGGAUCCCCCUUUAAAUUGAUGAGUGUCUAUCCGUCCACGGACGGUGAGGACGAGCCAAGCAGCAAAAAGUUGAAGACGACGUCACUAGUGGUCAUUCAACAAAAGGGGGGAUCACAGGCCGCUAUUUCUCAGGAAAUCAUUUUAGAGCUGUUUAGUGGACUACUAGUCGUUCUGAGGAGGCUUCCUCGUCACGUGUAUUCGUAUUCAUGGGACAUUAAAAAUAUUCUCCAAUUCAAUUCACCCGAUUUCAGCCAAGAGAUUCGAUGGCAUGCCUACCAGUGCACUUCACUUUUGCUCCACCUUUCCGAAGUUGAAAUGAAGCAGUAUUCCAAAAAUUGGAGCAUUUCGAACAGCCAAGAUCAGUCAUUCACGAUGCAAAGGAAAAUUCAGUACCUGCAAGAUAGCUUCAAAAUUACGUUGUCCGAAACUCAGUAUCCUCAAGGGAUUCAAGUAUUGGACGAAAACAUGAUAUCGUUUGAAGGGCUCGUCAUAAAGCAGAAAAAUCACACGGACGAAUUUUGUUGUAAUGAAACGGUCAUGUUCCCCUCCUUCAUGAAACGAGUUAAAGACAUCCUUAUUCAUGUGAUGAACAAUUCCCCAGUGUGUGUAAUUGGUCCCAUUGGAUCAGGAAAGUCGACCACAAUUCGACAAGUCUUUUCAAUGUGUGGACGACGAGAUUAUCCAGAUUUGAUCAGCGUGCAAAUGAAUGACCAAAUGGACUCGAGAGUUAUUUUGGGUUCUUAUCAUUCAACCGAUUUACCAGGACAAUUUGUCUGGAAGCCUGGUUGCCUUACAAAAGCAGUGCUCAACGGUCAUUGGAUAAUUUUUGAAGAUAUUGACGCUGCACCUGCAGACGUCUUGACUCUCUUGGAAGGAUUUAUGGAUACGCGGACAUUAUCUGUGGCAGGAUAUGGUGAAAUUGACUAUAUUCAUCCUGAAUUUAGAAUAUUUGCUACGUGUAGAAGUCUGGGAUCGAGUCAAGAGAUACGCUAUGGACGAAUUGGGAAGUUAUGGAAGAAAGUGGUAGUCAGUAAUUACGAUGUGGAAGAUUUGAAGUUAAUUGUGCCAACCAGAUUUCCCCACUUGCGUCCCAUUGUUGAUGUGUUGGUGAAUAUUUUCACUGCGUUAAGUAGUUUAAGCGGAGGAAAGUCUGUAGGGAAUGCUCGAGUAUUAUCAGUCAGGGACUUUUUGAAAUUCUGUCAAAGAAUCUCUUCCAACAUGGAUUUCACUUGCGCUUCGACUUCCGUUUCAAUUUUCCAGGAUGGCUUGGACCUCUUUGUUUUGUCAUUAAGUAGUACUGAUGAGAAAGAUGCCAAAGCCGAGACGAUUGGAACACAUUUAAAUCUACUGAAAUCAAAGGCAGAAUAUUUUUUGACGAUGUACACUCCAAGCAUCGCUCUUUGUACAAGAUCAAACUCGUUUGUUUGUGGCAGAUUUAGUCUUUCAGUUGAUAAGCCUCUGUUCGCCAAUUUCAAAAGAGAUUCGAGUGAAGUCUACUCCUUGACUAGAAGAACAUGCAACACUCUGGAAGUAAUUGCCGGAUUUAUCAAGAAUAAAGAACCUGUUCUACUUGUUGGCGAAACGGGAGUAGGAAAGACCUCCUGUGUUCAACAUCUUGCAAAAGUUCUGAACCGGAAGUUGGUAGUUGUGAACUUGAAUCGACAAAGCGAUUCGGUAGACUUGCUCGGGGGGUACAAACCCGUCGAACUGAAGUACAUUUUCCUACCACUUCGAGAAGAUUUCGAAUCUUUGUUUGUCGAAACAUUUAAUCGUGAAUCAAACGCAAAAUACUUGAAUCAUAUAAUGACUUGUUACGGUAAUAAGCGGUGGAAAGACCUCAUUAAAUUGAUGACUCACGUCGAGAAAUCUGCAUUUGCCAAAUCUCAAAACAAGGACUUGCUAGAAAGGUGGACAACCUUGUACCAGAAAAUUUAUCGGGUGGAGAAACAAUUGUUCGGAGGUGAAGAAAGUCCUUUUGCAUUUUCAUUUAUAGAUGGGACGCUGAUUAAAGCCAUUAAAAAUGGCUACUGGAUUCUUCUGGACGAAAUAAAUUUAGCUACGUCUGAAAUGCUACAGUGUUUGGCCGGCGUUCUUGAUGAACAUGCUCAAAUUCAUUUGUGGGAGAAAGGGGAUGAUAAACCAAUUAAACGAAAUGAAAACUUUCACUUAUUUGCUGCUAUGAAUCCUUCGACUGAUGUUGGAAAGAAAGAUUUACCUAUUGGAAUAAGAAAUAGGUUCUCCGAGUUGUAUGUUGGAGAAUUAACUGACGCCGACGAACUUCGUGUUCUUGUGUCGGAUUAUCUAAAGGAAAUGUGUCUAGCAAGUGGUCAAAUUAGCAAUAUUGUUCAAUUCUACAUCAAAAUACGACGACUGGCUCAGACUACAUUGGUAGACGGCUUAGGAAAGCGACCCCAUUAUAGUUUACGAACAUUGUGCCGAGCCUUAAAGAUUGCGUCGUUGAAUUUGUUUGGAAGUAUUCUUCGAUCUCUGUAUGAAUCCUUCUGUUUAAGCUUCCUAACUCAAUUAGACUUUGAUUCGCAUCCUGUUGUGGAACAACUUGUCGCCGAGCACAUUUAUGGGAAGACUAAUGUUAAAUCUAUCGUCAAUCAACCAAUCAGUUGUCCAACCGCAAACCCCAACUGUACAAAGAUGGAGGGAUACUGGAUUCCUUGUGGGGACCUUGAAAAGAAAGUUCCUGAGAAAUAUAUUCUUACUUCAAGUAUUCGACGAAAUUUAAAAGAUAUUUCCAGAAUUGUAUCUGCUGGAAAACUUCCCAUUCUAAUUCAAGGAGCUACAUCCGUUGGAAAAACUAGUUUAAUUCAAUAUCUAGCAGAAUGUUCUGGAAAUAGAUGUUAUCGCAUCAAUAACCAUCAACAUACGGAUUUACAAGAAUAUAUUGGGUCAUACCAAUCAGAUAGUAAUGGAAAAUUAGUAUUUGCUGAAGGCGUUUUGGUCCAGGCAAUGCGAAAAGGAGAAUGGAUUAUUUUGGACGAGUUGAAUUUGGCCCCAUCCGAAGUUUUAGAAGCUUUAAAUCGUCUUUUGGAUGAUAAUCGACAACUUUUCAUCACAGAGACUGGGAUUACGGUGACAGCUCACCCGAGAUUUAUGUUGUUCGCUACCCAAAAUCCACCAGGCCUUUAUGGUGGCAGAAAGAUACUUUCCAGAGCAUUCAGGAAUCGUUUCGUGGAAUUACAUUUUGACGAGAUCCCAUCACUGGAAUUAGAAAACAUUCUUCAUCUUCGAUGUGCCAUUCCAGUGUCGUAUUGUAAGAAAAUCAUUGGUGUGAUGAAAGACUUGCAGCUGCGCCGAAAAGCAAGUGCUGCAUUGCAAGGAAAGCAUGGAUUUGCAACACUGAGAGACCUUUUCCGAUGGGCUGAACGAUACCGACUUUCUGGAGACCAAACAGCCAAGUUUUAUGAUUGGGAUCAACACUUGGCUGACGAGGGUUAUUUAGUGUUAGCUGGGAAGGAACGUAAAGAAUCAGAGUCUUUGGAGAUUCGAGAAGUUUUAGAAAAAAGAUUUAAGAGACAAGUUGAUCCGAAUAAUUUAUUCACCUUACAUGAUCAAACGAGCAGUGUGACUCGCGAAAUCCUAGAGUUAGUUUUAAACAGCAACCUUCCCGAGUUUAGACACAUCGUAUGGACUUCUCAGAUGAGAAAACUUGCCGUUUUAAUCGGCACAGCUAUGAAAUUCAAAGAACCAAUUUUGCUGGUUGGUGAGACUGGAUGUGGGAAGACCACGGUUGUGCAACUUUUGGCACAAUUGAUGAAUCGACAACUCUAUUGUGUCAAUUGUCAUAUGAACAGCGAAGGAAGUGAUUUUCUGGGUGGACUGAGACCUGUUCGAGAUCACACACAGAAUGAUGGACGACUGUUUGAAUGGGUCGAUGGUCCACUUGUCGAAGCAAUGGAAACGGGAAGUAUAUUUUUGGCUGAUGAAAUUUCCCUUGCUGAUGAUUCUGUGUUGGAACGCCUAAAUUCCGUCCUGGAACCAGAAAGAACAUUACUCAUUGCUGAAAAGGGUGAAGAAAUUCCUAAAUUGAUUGUUGCUGAUUCAAACUUUCACUUUAUUGGAACUAUGAAUCCCGGUGGCGAUUAUGGAAAGAAAGAGCUUUCACCAGCGUUGCGGAAUCGUCUAACCGAGAUCUGGUGUGAUUCGACAACAAAUGAAAUUGACCUGGUUGCUAUUGUCGAACAUAAUUUGGUACAACAUGUUAGGGAGAAUGGCGUUGGACAAAUUUUAGUUAGUUUUGUGAAUUGGCUCCAAAAUAAUGACCUUGGACAAAAGUGCAUCGUUAGUGUUAGAGAUUAUCUGUCCUGGGUGCAUUUUAUUAACUGCAUGAUAAGCCCUCCAAUGGUGAUGGCCUUAAAAGAUGCAAUAAUUCAUGGAGCUUGUAUGACUGUCUUGGAUGGAUUGGGCACUGGAAACACAGGAGGAGAAACUACGUAUGCCCAAGCACUUCGACAUAAUGCCCUGAAUUUCAUUGAGACGCUGUUUACGACAUCAUCGUCUUUACCGGAUUCUGAAACUCAUAAAAAACUGGAGGCUUCAAUAAUAAAAGUUGAUGAAAAUAGCGUCAGUUGUGGACCAUUUAGCCUCAAAAUUAACCCUUUCGUUCUAAAUACUGCGGACACGACUGUUCGAUUUUCAAUGAAUUCACCAACCACAUCCAUUAAUGCUAUGAGGGUUUUACGGGCGAUGCAAUUGAGGAAACCUAUUCUAUUGGAGGGAUCUCCCGGAGUAGGAAAAACUGCAUUAGUGUCUGCACUGGCUAAAAUGGCCGGAUAUCCCUUAACAAGAAUUAAUUUAUCAGAGCAGACCGACAUAUCAGAUUUAUUUGGAGCUGACCUCCCAGUUGAAGGCAAAGAUGGUGGCAACUUUGAGUGGAGGGAUGGUCCUUUACUCCAAGCUUUGAAAACACGCUCUUGGAUCCUCCUUGACGAAUUGAACCUUGCCAGCCAGUCGGUGCUUGAAGGUUUAAAUGCAUGUCUUGAUCACCGAGGCAGCGUCUACAUUCCAGAACUCAACAGAACGUUUCAAAUUUCUACCACGGAUGGUAAUGGUUCUAGCGAUGGAUCAAGAAUAUUAGGAUGUCAAAAUCCAGUAAGACAAGGAGGUGCAAGAAAAGGACUUCCCAAGUCGUUCCUGAACAGAUUUAUUCAAGUCUAUGUGGAUGUUCUAUCCGUCGAAGAUUUUAAUUUUGUUCUACAAAAGUUUAUGCCCACUUUGCCUGCACCAACGAUACAAUUAAUGGCAACCUUUGCCUCCCGAUUGCAACAAGUUGUAUGUCAAGAGGGACGAUUUGGGGUAAAAGGUGGACCCUGGGAUAUCAAUUUACGCGAUCUUAUGCGAUGGGCCGAACUUACCGUGAACAAUGUGGUGAACGAACCUUUUAAUUUUUUGGAAGAAUUCUCCCCACAAAGUUACGUCGAUAUUAUAUACGGGCUACGAAUGCGAACGGGCAGCGAUAGACGAAAAGUGCAUCAACUCUUCUGUGACACUGUGCAGGAAUUAUUUCCAGGGACAGAAAUAGACGUGGACACUGUAUUACGAGGCGUAUCGCGUGAUGUCACCUUACUUGACAACGAAAUAAUUUGUGGGCUUUCUCGUCUGCCUAGAGUCGGCGGUAUUGAGUUUAGCAAUGACAAGUUAUUAGUGCUCCAAAAAGAUGUGGCACAAUUGGACGCGAUCAUGACGUGCUUGAGCAUGGGAUGGAUGCCAGUGUUAACAGGUCCAGCGGGCUGCGGAAAGACGUCUCUUGUCAGAUUGAUGGCAGAAUUAUGUGGGAGAAAAUUGGAGGUGAUGCAUCCCAGUCCUGAAAUGGAUACGAUCGAGCUUCUUGGAGGAUUUGAACAGGCCGACAUUUAUCGCCGAGUUUACGACGUUACGAAACACUUGGUGAAGAUAUUACAGCAAUUCGUGAAACAAUUGGUCUUAUCCGACCGAAUUGAUGACGAACUCAUUGACGUCUGGUCAUCCCUGAAGAAUUUACCCAAUUUAAGCCCAGAAGAAGGAUUGGCUCACGAUGUCGAUGAAGAAGUGAAGAGGAUCCAAACCCGAGCCGACUUUCUCCAGACGGCAUACUUAAAAUGCAAAUCAUUCGCAGAGUCAGAGUCUCGUAAUCUCUCCAUGUCCUCAUAUGAAAAUAAAGGAAAUUCUUUCUCCGCUACUACCUUUUCUGCCGAAAUGGGAUCAGGAAUCCAAAAACCGAGGGAACAGGAACAGAUCCAGCAGAAGGUCUCAAAGGGAUUGAAAAUUUUGGGAUCGGAAUUGGAGCAAAUUUACACCCAUUUGAAGGCAGGAAUUCAAACGGGAUCUUUCCAAUGGAUCGACAGCAAGCUGAUUAAGUCCAUGGAGAACGGGGAAUGGCUUCUAAUUGAUGGAGCGAACCGUUGCUCUGCUGCCGUUCUUGAUCGUCUCAAUUCCCUACUGGAGCCGAAUGGGUCUAUCUUGCUAUCUGAACGAGGCAGCAUUGAUGGGAAUAUUUUGGAAAUUAAGCCAGAUCCCGAAUUUCGCCUUAUCUUGACUGUGGAUCCUGCCUACGGAGAGAUAUCCAGGGCCAUGAGAAACCGAGGUGUGGAAAUUUAUAUGGGGGCUGUACAUGAUGAGACUUUUUCUUCUUCUCAUGUUGCAACUUCUUCUCCUCCUCCUGGAUGUGAGACAAAUGAUUCCGAAGGUGAAGCUGCUACUGUUGGAAAGAUUCUGUCCGUCUCCAUCUCCAAAAGUCCUAUUUCACCGUUUGGGAUCACCUUUUUCGAUCUGGAUAAUCUGUUAAGAGCAGAAGGGUUAAAGGAUUGUGGGAUUCGUAAGGCGUUGAUCAAUUUACAUACGGAGCUGACAGACUCUACAAGUUUGGCUACAGACUCGACGGAAUUGUCUGUUUUCCGAAUUGUAUCAAGCACAAAGGAAAUUGUAGUACAACUUCAGCAAGGAAUCAGUUUGCCGGAGGCUUGUCAGAGAUCAUUGAGUAAUUGGUAUAUGUCCGGAAAUUUCGACACCUCGGCUGCUUCUGGAUUGAAGAUGCGGGAUGCUUUCAAAACAAUGAUUCAGACAAUAAACUCUAGUUCGUCUUCGUCUUCUACGGUGUCCUUGCUUCCUGUGGCGUUGCAAAACUUUGUUAGCUGUGACCUGUACCGUUCAUGGAAACAUUUGGAGACUUUGGAAUGGGGCUUGGGUCAGCUAAGUUUUAUGGUGGACAAUCAAUGCGGAAGGAAAUUCACGAAAGACCUCGUGGAGGAUUUCUUGAUUUUGUCGGUAGUCUCCCGGGUCAUAAGACAACAAGACGUUCGGGUAUUAUCUAUUGCACUAGGAUUGCAAUAUCCGUUGAAAGCGAGUUUUGUGAACAAGUUGGCAACUAUUUUGGAGUCUGAAGAGUUUGAAAGUUUCAUCGAUUGGGAAAAGCAUUUUUGGGAUAUUCAAGAGCAAACGGAUAUAAUUGUAAAGUUUUCUUCUCAAGUAAAUGAAAUCAGCAAGAUUCGUCAUUUGUUCAAGACAUUGAAAAUUUCACUAAGAAUGUACCAUCAAUGCGGAAUCUUUCAUCAGAGCUCUAUUCAAAACCCAAGGAAGGGAAGUUUGGGAUUCGUACUUAAAAACCUAAAGUUUUCAGAUGCUGGAUCGUUAUUUGAGUUUCUACAAGCUUUUUGGGCUCUAGCUUCCCACUAUCACCCUACGUAUGAAACUUGUCUUUCUUCUUCUACUGCUACUUCUUCUGCUGGAAAACCCUGCUGGGACACCAAAUCUCUUACCAGUAGUGGUAGUUUUGAUGACGAGAAUGCAUCCGGCUUUCAUCAUCACCAUUUUGCACAAAUGUGGCUGGACGGUCUCAAGGCAUCACUCUGGGGAAAGCGACUUGCUGACAUUUGCUCUGAGACUUGCUCUGCCGGUCUACCUGAUGAAAAACUGAUGGCGAACAUGAAUCUAAUCGUCCAAUGGAUUUCUGAACAAGUUGUCCCAACUCUUGGAAACCUGAAGGCCAUGCUUGCUCAACGUGAAAUACAAACAUUGGUGGAUAAUUGCUUUCAAACUUUGAGUCAUUGCCGAGAUGGAGUUUUACUAAGAAGAAACAAGACGUUCAGAGACAUGUGUACAUCGCGGCACUUGACUGGUUCCUUUAACUCGGAAAGUACAAACAUUUUCAUGCAAAUCCUCAGCGCAGCGUGGUCCUGCGAAGACUACAUUUCAAAACAGAAUCUACGCAGGUUCUUUGCGUCUGAACAAUGCUCACACAUGCAUCACAUUUUACUUGAUUUCUCAACGUUUGUUUUAAAAAAUCAGACAUCACCAAAUGUAAAUCUUGAAUCUUUGCUGCAAGUCCAACAAGAAAUUCAGAAACUCCACAAAUCUGCUGACGAAAAUAUCGACUCGACAUUGUUAAAUAUUCAAGCUUUACAAGAAUACCAGCACAUACAAAGGCAAUCCUGUGAUGGCUUAUCUUCAUUCUCAGCUUUUAUCAAUCCAUUCCUUCUUGCAUGUUUGAAUGAACAUGUGGUUGGAAAUUCAAUCGUGCCAUUUAUACAAUGGGAAGAUAUGGAGAGAUUUCGUCACCUUUAUACCAACUUUCCAGUAGCCAACAUUGAGAGCGCUUUAUUGCUGCCGGUUUACGCAUCCCGAAUUUUGGUCGAUGAAGAAAAAAUGACGUAUAGGAUAUCACCUCUCGAAAGUAAUGGCUUAUUUCGCAACAAUCAAGAAAAGCUCUUGUCAAUAUUAUCAACUGAACUUUUAACCCCUCAAAAACGUAAUGCAUCCUUUGCCAUGAAAAAAUUGGUUCGAAAUUUCGUAAUCGUCUUGAACGGUUGGAAAUCUAUAUUUGCUGACAACUGCUCUUCGUCGAUCACCCAGUUUCAAACCUGGAUAAAUUCUUUGGAAAACUUGACUUAUCUUUUACAAGAAGAUAGAAAUGAUAAGAAGAUGCAGGCAUCAGUUAUUGUAAGAAUUGGUCUCAUCAUGGCUGAGUCAGCCUCAUAUAUGAUGGACGUGUCUAGUUAUCUACCAGCCGUUGAUCCCGUGGUUGAAAAAGAAGUCCUUGCUUCAUAUCUUGAAGAUCAGAUAUCGGUUUACAACGCGUGGAUUCAAAGUAAACGCUUACACCAACUAGUCUUAAACGGGAGAGAUCUGUUCAACGAAAGUUGUGACUCGACCUUAAUUCAUCCCUAUAUAAAUCUUGUGGUCGAAAAUAUUGUCACUGACACGGCAAAUAUGAAUGAUGCCAAAGCCGGGCUUGUUCCUCGUCCUAGUCCACCACUUUACACUUCGAUUAUGCAAGAAAUACGGCAGUUUGUUGAUAGUUUUGGUUCAUAUGCCAAAGCGAAAGAGUUCUCAACCAUGAUAGAACAAUUACUCAGUCAACCCCUCUCUCACGACACGAUGUCUUCAGUUGUCAUCCAGUGCGAAAAUUGGUUUUUGUGCCAUCGUAAUUUUGUCCAUAAACUUUCAAAGCAGUUUUUGUACUGGGAUAUUACGGCACCAUUUUUGAGCGCAUCAAUUCAGGCAUGUACCGGAUAUCAACUGGUUUGUGACAACAUUAAGAAAUACUGCUCUCCUAAUUUGAGAACGUCGUUAGCAAAAAUUGUGACCUUCCCACUUCCAUUUGAUGAGCCAAGGGUAUCAAUCGGAGGAAUUUAUGAAGCUAAAUUCGCAUUUCAAAAAGCUAACAAAAAUAUGUUUCUAUCAUCUCUCGUUUCAUUUGGCAACAAACUGAAAGUACAACAACGUCUCACAAAGGGUGACGUUUGUCAACUUCAAAAAUACUGCACCGAAAUUUCAGAAUGGUGGAGAAAUCAAGAAGCUGAGAAGCAACGCAAAAAAGAAGAGGAGGAUGCUUUCUUCGUAUUCAAGGGGAAGGAGAGAGCAAUGGAGAAAACAGACGACGAACAAGAAGAGUAUGACCUGACUACCACAUUUCCCUCGUUUGAAUUGGACUACAAAGACCUACGCGAGGUUCACGCUCUGGAAGAUGGAUUCCACACCUACAAUCCAGCUACAGAGCAAAAUCCUAUCGAGUGUGGAGAAUUGUCGCUUGAAGAUGUAGAGUCAUUCUUUGAAGUACUCAAUUAUGCUGCUUCACUAGUCGCAAAUAGGUGGUUGUCAAAAUCGGCAUCAAACUCGACAAUCAGUUACAUUUCGCCAUUCAUGCAAAGAUUCGAAAUUGGAUGUUAUGCAUUUUCUGAUGGAAACUCGGUCAACAAUCUUGGAUAUCAAGAUGAAGCAGAAUUCAUUGUUGGAGCAACGGUGGCAAACCGACAGCUUUGCAGAGAUAGUCAGAACUCAAAAUGGGAUCCAACCACGUAUAAUUUCUACUAUGAUCCAAAUAUUUUGGAAGCUCAGAAAUUACAGAGCAUAUUUUUUGGACUAAAUAAGAGGAUAAGCGAGUUGUUACUUGAAUGGCCAGACCAUCCAGCACUUCAGCAGAUUAUGAAAAUAAUUGGUAGAAUCGAGUCAUUUUCGAUUGAUAGUCCAAUCAUGAAAUUUUUGACUGGGUUGGAGCUUCUGUUAGCCACUUGCCAAGAAUGGGAAGGAGUUGCCUCAAAACGAGUGUCCAUUGCAGCUCAUCUCGAAGAAUUGACAAGUUUGAUAAUUUCAUGGAGAAAAAUGGAAUUGCGAUUCUGGAAAAACUUGCUGGAGCACACACUAAAACGACAAAAGUCAACUGCCAAGACGUGGUGGUUCCACCUAUUUUCUGUCGUAAUGGAAAUCAUUGCAAAUAAGGAUGGGACUAUUGAAACCGAGGAAAAUUUGCUCCAGUUGCUUCACAAGUUUAUGGAAUCGGCAUCAAUUGGAGAAUUUGGUACUCGUCUUGAAUUGUUGGAAAAUCUGCAUCGAUAUCUCGUCCUGCUUGAGACACACAAGAUGGUGAAACUUCAUAAAUCGAUUCAACCUUUCAUUUGGAACACCAUUCGUUACUACACCAUGUUCAAGGAACAAGUGGAAAUCAAAUUGAAUUCGCUAAAAGUUCCCAUUGAAAAGAAAUUAAAGGAAUUCAUGAAGAUUUCUCGUUGGAAUGAUUCCAACUUUUAUGCCCUGCUUGAUUCCGUCAAGAAAAGUCAGAAAACUCUUAACAAAUUGGUCGUGGAGUAUAAAAGGGCUCUACAAAUGCCAGUGUCCAGCACUCUUGUUGCAGAUAUUGAAAAUUUAGAUGGAAAAAAGUUAAAAUACAAGCUCAGCAAAAUAGAGCCUGCUCUCUACUCUGUUCCCGAACAUAUCAUUACCGAAUUUACACCAACCGAGAAGCAACUUUGCAAUUUCAGCAGCAGUCCAGCUGGAAGAAAGCUUUUCAAGAAAUAUUCCAAGCUCUGUACAAAAGUUAGAAGCAUUGUAACCACUGUAUUAAAUCGAGACGGGUCACUUUGUGAAAUGGAACCACAAGAACUUAACGAGUUGACAGAUACGAUUAUCCAAAAAGUUCAUGAACUACAAAGUCAAUACAUUCCUGACUCUGGUCCUCAACGAAAACGAGCCCUCCACAACGUGCACCACCUGCGUAGAAAACACUUGGCUGAACUCUUCAAAACUUUGCAACCCUUGGGGCUAUCAUUCAAGAAAGGCGUAAUCAAAAUCCAGAAUCUUCCAGUCGAUACAAAAGUUCCAUUCGACUUUUUAACCGAACCUGUCGAUCUCUCUGCUGGAUGGGGUCAUUUUUCUACCACUACUACCAAGAAAUCUACUGCUGAUACUCACUUAAUCAAAGCGUGGGAUAGUUGUGAUAAUUACUUUCAAAAAUCCAUUGCCCGGAUUUCUGCAAUGAUGAAAGCCUUUCAAAGUCCCAGUAAAGAACUAGGAAUCAUGAUUGCUGAACGCUGCAAGGGAUUUGUUGUAGAAUUAUUCCAGAUGACCUGUGAGCAAAAAAUUGCAAUCGAAAAGUUUACCUCUGCAUUUUGGAACUUGAAAGUUUUGGCUGAAUAUGACUGUAUUCAAAAUACAACGAUAUCAAUCGAGGCGUGGAAGAAUCAGUUCUAUUCUAACAUUUGCAAUCUAGAACAUCAAACUUCACAGUAUCGGAUUCUGUUUGAAUCGAUGGUCGAUUUUCCUCUUGAUAAGCAACAACAACUUAUUGCUGCUACUGACGUUGUCCUUUCAACGCUUAAUGCAAUAAAGAAGGAAUUAUUCUUGAUUUUGGGCCGAUACUUGACGAUGCCACUAAAAAUUUAUACCAGAAUUAGUACCGAUAGCUUGGUUCGACUGGAUCAGUUCACUAACGAGAUAUGCAGCAAAUUUUCAGAGAUGAUGACCCUAAUUCCUGAUGAAUCCAUCCUUGCAACAAAGAUAAAAUGUGGUCAUGAACUUUCUGUCGAAUGUCAAAAAGAUUUGACCACUUUUAUGCAAAGUGAAAAUCAGGAACCGGAUAAUUCUUCUGGAAACAGCACUGCGAAAUUCAGAUCUGCAGCUAAGAAAACAUUAGAGACUGUGUUGCUCGCGUUUCAAAAUCUGGACAAGUUUGACGAGUCGCCAUACUCUACAGAGUCCACUAACGUUCAUGACAACAUUUCUUCCACUAUUGUCAAACUUAUGGAUGCUCAAAGUGUUUGUGAACAUUUUUCGAAAAUGCAAGCUGUCAUAUCCAAGCGACUUUUAAAAGAAGACUGUUCUGGCAUGAUUGAAAUCUAUGAUGCUUUAAAGCCUUUAGUGAAACAAUACGUUUUAACUGCUCAGUUUUACAUAAAGUAUUUUUUGGAACAUCACCGCGAGACUUGCAAACUCCUGUAUGUUCUUGCAGGGCUUUUCGGCACACUUGCACAAAAGGGGUUUUGUCUUCCGUCCGACUAUAAAGAAGAAGCUGCUGAAGAAGGCGCCGAACUUGAUGCAAAAUCGGGAAUGGGCCUUGGCGAAGGAGAGACGACAUCAGACGCAAAAGAUGUCUCCGAUCGGAUCGAAUCAGAAGAUCAGUUGGAGGAUACCAUGAAGGCUGGAGAGACCGUGGAUCCUGCCAAUAAAGAUUUGGACGAUGAUGAAAAGGGGCUCGAAAUGAACGAAGAUUUUGAAGGAAAGCAACAAGAUAAGCAGGAAAGGUCCAAAGAUAAAGAUGAGGAUGGAGAUGAAGAUAGUGACAGUGACAAAGAGGAAGAUUUGGACAAGCAAAUGGGUGACGUUGAUGGAGACGAUGAGGACAUUCUUGACGAUAAGAUGUGGGGUGGAUCUAGUGACGAGGAAGAUGAAAAUGAGGAUAACAAAGAAAGCAACGAAGGGAAAGGAGCCUCCCAAAACGAAGAACCGGAAUUGGCACCGAAGGACUCUGAAAUAGAGAAGUCACAAGAACCCAAACCCAAUGAUAACAACCAAAAGGAACAAACGAAAGAGUUCAAUGAGAUGGAUGACGAAGGCGAACCAAAUGAUGACCAGAUAGACCCGUAUCAUGGUCAAAAUGGUCCCGAAGAGGAACCUGAACCCAUGGAUCUCCCAGAUGAUCUCAAAUUAGAUGGAGAAGAUGACAAGGAGGGACAAGAAGAAGAAACUAAUCCUUUCGAUUUGGACAAAGAUGAUAAGGAGGAUUUCAACGAUGCCGAAAUGAAGGAUGACGAAACUCCAAAAAUUGAAGGCGACGAUGAAAUAUCAGACAAGGGGGAAGAUGACGAUGAUGGUAUGGAUAUUGACAACCCCCAACUUGACCAAACCCAGGAGGAUGAGGAAAAUAGGAACGUUGACGAUCAAGCCAAAAAUAUUGAUGAAAUUAUUGAUGAGCAAAACGAUAACCUUGAAGAGGAGAAUAAAAACCAAGAACCCGAAGAAGAAAUGGAUGGCAUGGAACAAGACAAUGAGCAAAAAACUGAAGACAAUGCUGAGCCGUCUGUCCAAGAUGAUAAUAAACAAUCAAAUAGUAACACUUCCAAAAAAGAAUUGGGUGCUCAUGAAAAGCAAGAAACUGUUAUGAAAUCAGUCGACGAAGAACAAAGUGGAGACACUUCAGAAAAAUCCAGUGGUCAAGUAAACAGUGAGGAUGGUGUCGGACAAGAAGGGCAGUCUGUUAAUAAAGAAAAUACGGAAACCAUGAAGGGUGAUGAAAACAAGGAUGCUUCUCGAAAACCUGGCGAAACGGAUGAAGACCGAUCAAUUUCUUCCGAGCUUACGAAAUCGCGACUAAAAACUGUAAAAGAGAAAAAUGAGUCAAUGAAGGAUGACGAUGCAAGUUGUGAAAAUGACGACAAGGCAGACAAAACUGCAGAUUUAUAUCAACAUAUCAAAGAGUCUGAAAAACAUGACGCAUUGACAAUAGACAACGCCACAUCUGAGCAAAUGAAUGAACAUCGAAAUCAAGAGAAGGAUAAAGAAUCUGAAGAAUUGCCAAAAAUGGAACAAGAUGAGGACGAUGAAAACAAAGAUACAAGCGAUAUUGAAGACAUUCGGGAUGCAACACUUGACAAUAAUCCACCCGACUUGAUAAAAGGUUUGCCGAAAGAAAAAAAGAAACAGAAGAAGCGAGAAGAGUUGGACCAAGAGGAAGUUGAAGACGUAUUGGAAACCCCUGGACAGAGGGUACUAACACAUGGAGCACAGCGUCCCUCAGAGUCAACUUAUCACACACAACUUAAUUUGCUAGGAGACAAGGCGGAAUCUUCCCAGUUAGGACUUAUUUCCGACAUCGUGCCACAAAGCAACAAAUCUUUUGAAGAAAUCACAUUCAUGAACGAGUGGCAUGAAUUGGAAAGAAAAACUAUUCCUCUAUCUCAAGAAUUGUGUGAGCAAUUAAGACUGAUUUUGGAACCGACACAAGCUUCCAAAUUGAAAGGAGAUUACAAGACUGGAAAGAGGUUAAAUAUGCGGAAGGUCAUCCCGUACAUCGCUAGUGGGUUUCGAAAGGAUAAAAUCUGGCUUCGCAGGACACAGCCAUCUAAACGUGAAUAUCAAAUUUUGUUGGCACUAGACGAUUCUGCUUCAAUGUGUGAUAAUCAAUCCAAACAGAUGGCAUUUUCCGCCGUUGCCGUCGUCGCGAAAGCAUUAUCCUUGCUAGAAGUUGGCCAGCUUGCUGUUGCCAGUUUUGGAGAAGACGUCCAACUACUCCACCCAUUUGAUGAUCCCUUCACUGACUUUAGUGGUGCUCGUCUCAUGCAAAAAUUCACAUUUGCUCAGCGAAAAACUCGCAUUGUUCAACUCAUGCAGACAACGACUGCAUUGUUCAAUCAUUCAAAGCAGUCCAUGGGAAAUUCAACUGCUCCCGUUGAGACUGCCCAGUUACUUUUAAUUGUCUCGGAUGGCCGAGCCGUUUGCCAUGAAGGGAACGAAGUGGUCAAAAAUGCCGUGAAGAGAGCCAUGGAACAUAACGUAUUUACAGUUUUCAUAAUAGUAGAUAAUCCCGAAAAUCAGCAUUCCAUUAUAGAUAUUCAAAAGCCAAUAUUCACAGAAGGAAAGCCGGUUCAAUUUAUUAAAUAUAUGGAUGAUUUUCCUUUUCCGUUUUAUCUUAUUUUACGAGAUUUAUCUGCGCUUCCUUCCGUGCUAUCGGAUGCAUUACGUCAGUGGUUUGAAUUAGUGACUUCUAGCAGUCGAUAAUUUAGUAGGUUAAUUUAGAAUUUAUUCGAAUAAACAAAGAUUUUACUGAAUUUGUAAUAACGUUCAUAAUAUUGACAAUAAAAAAUGUUUCUCUGAAUUUUCAUGGA
Folsomia candida is the source of this 16149-nucleotide messenger RNA. Its product is annotated as midasin. The coding region runs from base 191 to 16042 and encodes 5283 amino acids. Gene Ontology annotation, molecular function: ATP hydrolysis activity; ATP binding. The transcript is spliced from 45 exons. Gene Ontology annotation, biological process: ribosomal large subunit assembly; rRNA processing. The record is from RefSeq and is a predicted model, not a curated record. NCBI's taxonomy places the organism in Eukaryota, Metazoa, Arthropoda, Collembola, Entomobryomorpha, Isotomidae. Gene Ontology annotation, cellular component: nucleus; preribosome, large subunit precursor.